GGGUGCGAGGCCGGUGGCUGCGAACCAGGUGGGUAUUGCAGUUGCUUUCAGUAAUCACCCAAAUCCACUGCUCCUGGGCAAGUUCCUGGUGGAUUAAUCCUGCAGGAUGGCAGCCAUCAACCCGUGGGCUUCCUGGGGUAUCCUUACGGACCAGUCCUGGGGGAUGGCUGCUGUUGACCCGUGGGCCUCCUGGGCUCUGUGUCCUCAGGACUCUACCUGGUGCGUGGAGAAGACCCCUGAGGAGAGGAGGAGGGCCCCCAGGCUUCUGACAGCCCAGGUCCAGGAACCAGUGACCUUCAAGGAUGUGGCUGUGGACUUCACCCAAGAGGAAUGGGGGCAGCUGGACCCUGUUCAGAGGACCCUGUACCGUGAUGUGAUGCUGGAGACCUAUGGGCAUCUGCUCUCUGUGGGGAAUCAGAUCGCCAAGCCCGAGGUCAUCUCCCUGUUGGAGCAAGGAGAAGAGCCGUGGUCAGUGGAGCAGGCAUAUCCUCCUCAAGGCACUUGUCCAGAAUGGAUGAGAAAUCUUGAAAGCAAAGCGUUGAUCCCAACACACAGCAUUCUUGAGGAGGAACAGUCCCAUAGCAUGAAGUUGGAGAGAUACAUAUGGGAUGAUCCUUGGUUCUCCAGGUUAGAAGUUUUGGGAUGUAAAGACCAAUUAGAAAUGUAUCACAUGAACCAGAGUACAGCUAUGAGGCAAAUGGUCUUCAUGCAAAAGCAAGUACUGUCUCAAAGAGGCUCUGAGUUCUGUGAACUUGGGGCAGGGUGUAGCCAGAGCCUAAGCAUUGUUCCAUCUCAGAAAGUUUCUCAAAUAGAACAUUUCUAUAAGCCUGAUACAAAUGCUGAAAGUUGGAGAUGUAACUCAGCCAUAAUGUAUGCAGAUAAGAUUACCUGUGAAAAUAAUGAGUAUGACAAAGCCUUCUACCACUCCAUGCAACCUGUUCACCCUGCAAGGGUGCAAACUGGAGAUAAUCUUUUCAAAUGUACUGAUGCUGUUAAAUCUUUCAAUCAUAUACUGCAUUUUGGUGAUCAUAUGGGAAUGCAUACAGGAGAAAAACUAUAUGAAUAUAAGGAAUGCCAUCAAAUCUUUAACCAGAGCCCAUCAUUUAGUGAACAUCCAGGACUUCAUAUUGGAGGAAACCAGUAUGAUUACAAAGAAUAUGAGAAUAUCUUUUACUUUUCAUCCUUUAUGGAACAUCAAAAAAUUGGUACUGUAGAGAAAGCAUAUAAAUACAAUGAAUGGGAGAAAGUCUUUGGGUAUGACUCAUUCCUUACACAGCAUACAAGCACUUACACUGCAGAGAAACCCUACGAAUAUAAUGAAUGUGGGACGUCUUUCAUCUGGAGCUCUUACCUUAUCCAACAUAAGAAAACUCAUACUGGAGAGAAACCCUAUGAAUGUGAUAAAUGUGGAAAAGUUUUUAGGAAUCGUUCAGCCCUUACUAAACAUGAACGGACUCACACUGGAAUCAAACCCUAUGAAUGUAAUAAAUGUGGAAAAGCCUUCAGCUGGAAUUCUCAUCUUAUUGUACACAAGAGAAUUCAUACAGGAGAGAAACCUUAUGUGUGUAAUGAAUGUGGGAAGUCUUUCAACUGGAACUCCCAUCUUAUUGGACAUCAGAGAACUCAUACUGGAGAGAAACCUUUUGAAUGUACUGAAUGUGGGAAAUCUUUCAGCUGGAGCUCCCAUCUUAUUGCCCACAUGAGAAUGCAUACUGGAGAGAAGCCCUUUAAAUGUGAUGAAUGUGAAAAAGCUUUUAGGGAUUACUCAGCCCUUAGUAAACAUGAAAGAACUCACUCUGGAGCAAAACCAUAUAAAUGUACUGAAUGUGGAAAAUCCUUCAGCUGGAGCUCCCACCUUAUUGCCCAUCAGAGAACUCACACAGGAGAGAAACCCUAUAACUGUCAGGAGUGUGGCAAAGCAUUCAGAGAACGUUCAGCCCUCACUAAACAUGAAAUAAUUCAUUCUGGAAUUAAGCCCUAUGAAUGUAAUAAAUGUGGAAAAUCCUGCAGCCAGAUGGCUCACCUUGUUAGACAUCAAAGGACUCAUACUGGAGAGAAGCCCUAUGAGUGCAAUAAAUGUGGAAAAUCCUUCAGCCAGAGUUGCCACCUUGUUGCCCAUCGGAGAAUCCACACUGAAGUUGGCUCCAGGCCCUGCUUCUGGGUCUGGUCAGAACCCCCAGCAGGAAGGAUGACCUCCCACAAGGCCUUGGUGAGCUGCCCAGACACGCACGAAGGCUGGGUUUCUGUAUGGGAACCACUGAGCAACUUUAACCAGGAAGGACAGAAAAUGCUUUUGUUUUUAAAGAGGUCCUAGUGGCUGCUGUGUGGAUAAUGACCUGAUGGAGGCAACCGUUACCAAGGAAGGCAAGCGCGGAGGUUACUGUGGUCGUUCUGGCAAGAGAUGGAAACUUGGACCAACGUGGUGCAGAAGUGUGCAGAGAAGUGAUGAAACGCUUCACCGUACAGAUUCAAACCGCUCAGUGAACCUCAGAGCAAGAUAAACACAAAGAAACCACAUUAUUAAAAAGUACUGAAGCCCAAGAGAAAAGGUCAUGGUCAUGGUGGAGAAGCUUGGAUCGGAUUUACCUUCUUUCCGGUAGUAAUUAAAAACUCCUAACCUUGAGCAAAAAGCUUAAGGCAACUAGAGAACAACCGUAGCAGGAAGAGACUGGUGGAGCCCAUUCUCAGUUACCUAGGAGACGCGGCUGGGCUGCACAGCCUUCUGGGAGUUGUGGUCCAUAGGCCGGGCCCUGGCCUCCUCGGACAGGGGAGCACCUGUGAGGCUCAGACUACAACUCCCAGAAGGCACCGUGGCGUGCCUCCGACCAAUGGGAGCACUCAGGCCGCUGGGAGACAGCGGCCUGUGCGGCCUUCUGGGAGUUGUAGUCCAUGGGCUUCACUUAAGAUCACCCAAACUCAAAGGCUUUUCUCAUUUUUUAAAAAUAAUAGCUUUGACAGGGAGGGACAAGACAGGGGUAGGUGAUUAAGAGGUACAAACUACCGUGUAUAAAAUAAAUUAGUUACAAGGAUAUAUUGUACAUCACAAGGGAUAUGCCAAUAUUUUAUAGUAACUUUAAAUGGAGUAUAAUCUAUAAAAGUUUUGAAUCACUAUGUUGUACACCUGAAACUAAUAUUGUGAAUCAACUACACCUUAUUUUAAAAAGAGCUUGGAAGCUUUGAAAAUAAAUGAGUUGCCAAGCCAUGAAAAGACAUGGAGAAACAUACUACUAAAGAAUAUAUUAAAUAAGUAUUAAUAAGUGAAAGGAGCCAAUUUGAAAAGGCUACAUACUGUAUGAGUCCAACAUAUGACAUUCUGGAAAAGGGAAAACUAUGGGGAUAGUGAAAAUAUCAGUGGUUGCCAGAGGGUUGGGGGAGGAGAGAGGGAUGAAUAGGUGGAGCAUAGUGGAUUUUUACAGCAGGGCAACUGUGCUGUAUGACAUUUUAUAAGAUUGGAUACAUGUCAUGAUACCUUUGUCAGAACCCAUAGAAUUGUAAUGCCGGGAGUCAACCUCAACAUAAACUAGGGACUUUGAUUAUGAUGUGUCAAUGUAGGUUCAUCAGCUGUAACAAAUGUACUUCUCUGGUGUGGGAUGCCAUCAUGGAGAAGGCUGUGUGUGUGUGUGUGUGUGUGUGUGUGUGUGUGUUUGUGAGGGGGCAGAGGGUACCUGGGAACUCUGUUGUGAACAUAAAGCUACUCUAAAAAAGAAAGUCUUUUGAAAAAACAAUAGGUUUCUUGAGGUAUUCACAUACCAUAACAUUAACCUUUUUAAAGUUGUUUUUAGUAUAUUCACAGUAUUGUUCAUUCAUCACAAUUAUCUAAGUCCAGAACAUUUCAUCACUCCAAAAGGAAACCCCAUUAGCAAUUAUUCUACUCCGUAUUCAUUCCUCCCCCUAGCCCUUGGCAACCAGUAAUCUACAUUCUGUCUGUAUGAAUUUUCCUAUUUUGGACCUUUCAUAUAGAUGGAAUGAUAUAACGUGGCCUUUUGUUUCUGGAUCCUUUCACUUAGCGUAAUGUUUUCAUAGUUCAUCAGUGUUGUAGCAUAAAUCAGUACUUUGCCCCUUUUCUUGGAUGAAUAAUAUUCCAUCAUGUGGAUAUACCCUUUUUGUUUAUCCAUUUGUCAGUUGAUGGACAUUUGGGUUUAUAAUAACUUUUUGGUUAUUAUAAAUAAUGUUAUGAACACUGUUUUAUGUUCUUUUAGGUGAUGGUCAGUCAGGUGCAGCCAUAAGAGGAGACACAGGAGAGUAGCAGGAAGAAACAAAGUUUAUUAUACUCACAGGUCCUAGAAAGACGGAGUUACGGCAUGCCACGAAGGUCCACACAUGCUGCAAGCCAGGGAGCGGGCUCAACCAAGCAGGUGGGGAGCAGAGAGUGAAGACUAGCCCACAGGCAAGUGCUUUUAUUAGGGGUGGGGGUAGAAUACACAGGAAUAGGCAUGAGGUAUGUCAUUGGUGCUUUUGAAUGUUACUAGGUCAUGUUCAGGGGAGAGCAAAGAGGAAGCCCCUUGUAGCAGGGGCCAGCCUUAUCACUUGAUAAGCCUGGUCACCUGGGAGGGGCGCUCACAGCCUGUUUGCAGGGAUGUUGAGGCAGCAGGAAAAUACAAAAUUUAAAAUUUUACAAUACAAUGAAAUAGGUGAAAGGGGUAAAAAGGUACAAACAUCCAUUUAUAAAAUAAGUCAUGGGGAUGUUAUGUACAGCGUCGCAACUGUAGUUAAUAAUGCUGUAUUGCAUAUCUGAAAGUUAUUAAGAGAGUAAAUGUUUUUAUUUUUA
Balaenoptera ricei (Rice's whale) is the source of this 4768-nucleotide messenger RNA. RefSeq names its product zinc finger protein 606 (gene ZNF606). Gene Ontology annotation, molecular function: RNA polymerase II cis-regulatory region sequence-specific DNA binding; DNA-binding transcription factor activity, RNA polymerase II-specific. The transcript is spliced from 8 exons. NCBI's taxonomy places the organism in Eukaryota, Metazoa, Chordata, Mammalia, Artiodactyla, Balaenopteridae. The coding region runs from base 107 to 2314 and encodes 735 amino acids. Gene Ontology annotation, biological process: regulation of transcription by RNA polymerase II. The record is from RefSeq and is a predicted model, not a curated record.